This is a messenger RNA of Knipowitschia caucasica, 1245 nucleotides long. NCBI's taxonomy places the organism in Eukaryota, Metazoa, Chordata, Actinopteri, Gobiiformes, Gobiidae. The record is from the annotation of a GenBank genome assembly.
AUGGUUUGGUUUGUGAAUGUAGUAAUUGUGCACAGAAGCAGCAGGGAAGCAGCAGAGAAGCAGCAGAGAAGCAGCAGGGAAGCAGCAGAGAAGCAGCAGAGAAGCAGCGAAGCAGCAGAGAAGCAGCAGAGAAGCAGCAGAGAAGCAGCAGAGAAGCAGCAGAGAAGCAGCAGAGAAGCAGCAGAGAAGCAGCAGGAAGCAGCAGAGAAGCAGCAGGGAAGCAGCAGGGAAGCAGCAGGAAGCAGCAGGAAGCAGCAGGAAGCAGCAGAGAAGCAGCAGAGAAGCAGCAGAGAAGCAGCAGAGAAGCAGCAGAGAAGCAGCAGAGAAGCAGCAGGGAAGCAGCAGGGAAGCAGCAGAGAAGCAGCAGAGAAGCAGCAGGGAAGCAGCAGGGAAGCAGCAGAGAAGCAGCAGGGAAGCAGCAGGGAAGCAGCAGGGAAGCAGCAGAGAAGCAGCAGAGAAGCAGCAGGGAAGCAGCAGGGAAGCAGCAGAGAAGCAGCAGAGAAGCAGCAGGGAAGCAGCAGAGAAGCAGCAGGGAAGCAGCAGAGAAGCAGCAGGGAAGCAGCAGGGAAGCAGCAGGGAAGCAGCAGAGAAGCAGCAGAGAAGCAGCAGGGAAGCAGCAGGGAAGCAGCAGAGAAGCAGCAGAGAAGCAGCAGAGAAGCAGCAGGGAAGCAGCAGGGAAGCAGCAGGGAAGCAGCAGGGAAGCAGCAGAGAAGCAGCAGAGAAGCAGCAGAGAAGCAGCAGAGAAGCAGCAGGGAAGCAGCAGAGAAGCAGCAGAGAAGCAGCAGAGAAGCAGCAGGGAAGCAGCAGGGAAGCAGCAGGGAAGCAGCAGAGAAGCAGCAGAGAAGCAGCAGGGAAGCAGCAGAGAAGCAGCAGAGAAGCAGCAGGGAAGCAGCAGGGAAGCAGCAGGGAAGCAGCAGAGAAGCAGCAGAGAAGCAGCAGGGAAGCAGCAGGGAAGCAGCAGAGAAGCAGCAGAGAAGCAGCAGGGAAGCAGCAGAGAAGCAGCAGAGAAGCAGCAGAGAAGCAGCAGGGAAGCAGCAGAGAAGCAGCAGAGAAGCAGCAGGGAAGCAGCAGAGAAGCAGCAGAGAAGCAGCAGGGAAGCAGCAGGGAAGCAGCAGAGAAGCAGCAGGGAAGCAGCAGGGAAGCAGCAGGGAAGCAGCAGAGAAGCAGCAGGGAAGCAGCAGAGAUGCAGCAGAGAAGCAGCAGAGAGACCAGUUUACUCUGAGCCCAAAAGUGUCCAGAGUCUGA